Messenger RNA from Eremomyces bilateralis CBS 781.70, 1877 nucleotides. Its product is annotated as amino acid transporter. Gene Ontology annotation, molecular function: transmembrane transporter activity. Gene Ontology annotation, cellular component: membrane. The transcript has 3 exons. Lineage: Eukaryota; Fungi; Ascomycota; Dothideomycetes; Eremomycetales; Eremomycetaceae. Bases 154 to 1788 code for a protein of 544 amino acids. Gene Ontology annotation, biological process: transmembrane transport. The record is from RefSeq and is a predicted model, not a curated record.
GAUAUAGUGGGAUAUCUCUAUUCUACACCCUCUUUGGAUAUAUCUCUGCGGUCCUACCUCAUACAUUAGACGAUAUUCGAGACGACAUUCGAGCCCAGAACCGCAUACUGUCCGGAAUCAAUCCAUUGGCGUAGAACGCCAACACCGUUCGCAAUGGAGACGAAAGAAAAGACCAUCGAGGCCACCGGCGUCGCCACCUCCCCGGAGAAUCCGGAGAAUCCCUCGAACUAUGAUACCGGGUUCGUCGACGAGGAUGCCAUGAAGCUGGCGGCGAUGGGCUACACCCAAGACAUGAAGCGCAAUUUCUCCGUCUGGUCCGUCCUCGGCGUCGGCUUCUCCCUCACCAACUCCUGGUUCGGUAUCUCUGCAGCCAUGGUGACCGGAAUCAACUCCGGCGGACCGCUGCUCAUCAUCUACGGCAUCAUGAUCAUCGGGCUGGUCUCCAGCUGCGUCGCCAUCUCCCUGUCGGAGCUGGCAAGCGCGAUGCCGAACGCCGGCGGCCAGUAUUUCUGGGCGAGUGAGCUGGCGCCGAAGAAGUACGCGAACUUCGCGUCCUACCUUACCGGCUGGUUCGCCUGGACGGGCUCGAUCUUCACCUCCGCGAGCGUGGCGGCCGGGCUUGGGAGCGCCCUUUGCGGUUGUUGGCAGCUGGCCCAUCCUGACUUCGUGAUCCUUCCGUGGCAUGUGUUCGUCGCGUAUCAGGUCGUGAACUUCUUCUGCUACCUCUUCAAUUGCUUCGGAAAAGCCUUGCCGUACAUCGUCCAGGUGACCCUGUACACGUCCUUGACUUCCUUCCUGGUGAUUCUCAUCACUGUCCCUUCCAAGGCGCCAACUCACCAGGAGGCCAAGUUCGUCUUCGCUACCUUCAUCAAUAACACCGGCUGGAGCCAGAAUGGUAUGGCAUUCAUCGUCGGCCUCGUGAACACGAACUGGGCGUUCGCGUGUCUGGAUUCCGCCACUCAUAUGGCUGAGGAAGUUCCACAGCCGGAGAAGUAUAUCCCGAUCGCAAUCCUGGGCACCGUGGCCAUUGGCUUCACCACCUCCUUUUGCUACUGCAUCUCGAUGUUCUUUAGCAUCGUGGGCCCGUUCGAAAACAUGGUCGACACAGACACCCUCGUUCCAAUCCUCGAACUGUACUACCGGGCGCUUGGAUCCAAGACGGGAGCCAUUGUGCUUGAGUCCUUGAUCCUCGCGACUGGGUUCGGGUGCCAGAUCGCGUCCCACACCUGGCAGUCUCGGUUGUGCUGGUCCUUCGCCCGGGAUCGCGGUCUCCCGGGUCACCAGUGGCUGUCGAAGGUUCACCCGACGCUCGAUGUGCCAUGGAUGGCGCAUACAGUGAGCUGCUUCAUUUCCGGCCUCGUCGGAUUGCUCUACCUGGGAUCAUAUACCGCCUUCAACUCCAUGGUCACGGCUUGCAUCGUGCUGCUUUACGUUUCCUACGCGAUCCCCAUCAUCUGCCUCCUCAUCAAGGGCCGCAAUAACAUCAAACAUGGACCCUUCUGGUUCGGUCCGGUUGGUCUCGCUGCGAACUGCGUUCUGCUUUCCUGGACGCUCUUCACCAUUGUGAUGUAUAGCUUCCCUUAUUCCAUGCCCGUGGAGGCUGGGAACAUGAACUACGUCACGGCUGUGUACGCUGUCAUUAUCAUCAUCAUUGCUGUGGAUUGGUUUGCGCGUGGGAGGACAAGCUAUCGAGGACAGGAGAAGAGGCACGAAGACGUAGACGUGGUGGUUAGGCAAGGCAGCAUCGUUGGAAGUGGUCGUCACGUACCUGUCGAGGUGGAGCGCUAGAUGUGAUUUGAUACCAAACCUGCUAAUAUAUAGUACUCUCCGGAUCGGUUUAUAUGGGCCGGACUAAAUAAAACUACGUUAUUUGAGUG